GGCGAGCGAGCGGUCGGGAGUACGUAGUUCCGCCUCCCGGCGCGGCGCGGCGCGGCGGUAGCGCGCAGUCCCUAGAUCCCCUCCUCGCCGGCGCACAGACUGCCAUGUGGCGCGGAGUCGCGUAGUCUGCUGCGGUGCGGUGCUGCGUGGUCGUUACUUGAUUCAAACCGGCAGCGCGUAUCGGAUAUUCCACACCUGGAGAUAUUCGACCCCGAACUCCGGAGUUGAGUGAGAAGAGAGCUUCCCACAUAAAGGGGUUUGCCGAUAUUGGUCUCUACACAUCGUGUUGGUCAUAGUGGCCAACCUGAUAAUCCACUCCCAGUUGGCCAACCUCACCGUCAUGAACAAAGUGAAGGAGGAUGGCGAGGAGCCGGGCACGGAGAUGGACGUGUUCCUGCCCAGGGACGGAUCCCACUUCGGCGACAACCAGCACUCCGCCUCGUACGACGUGACGGUGGUGCCCAGGAAGACGCGCGACCCGGAGGCGGACCGCCUGAACGCGGACAAGGGAGCCUUCGACCCAUUCGCCAGCCGCAAGAGCGACCACCUCACGACGGACUGCGAGACGCUGACCCACCUGCUGAAGGCCUCGCUGGGCACGGGCAUCCUGGGCAUGCCCAUGGCCUUCAAGAGCGCGGGCCUGAGCAUGGGCGUGCUGGCCACCAUCGUGGUGGGCGUGGUGUGCGCACACACCUCCGCCAUGCUCGUCAACUGCGCGCACAGCCUGUACCACCGGCUGCGGGUCUCCGCGCUCAGCUUCGCCGAGGUGGGCGAGGUGGCCUUCCUCAACGGGCCGGAGUGGGGCAAGAAGUUCUCCCUGGCGGCGCGUUUGACCAUUCUAAUUGGUCUGUUUUCUACAUAUUUCGGGACUUGCAGUGUGUAUACUGUCAUCAUUGGAAAUAAUUUUCAACAGGUGAUCGAGCACUACAGCUCGGUGGCGCUGGACGAGCGGGUGUACAUCGCGGCGCUGCUCGUGCCGCUGGUGCUGCUGUCGUGGGUGCCCAACCUCAAGUACCUGGCGCCGCUCUCCAUGCUCGCCAACGCGCUCAUGGGGGUCGGCCUGGGCAUCACAAUCUACUACCUGGUGGUGGACCUGCCGCCGCUCGCCGACCAGACGCACUUCGGGCCCGUGUCGGGGCUGCCCGUCUUCCUGUCCAUUACCAUCUUCGCCGUGCAGGCCAUCGGGGUGGUGAUGCCCCUGGAGAACAGCAUGCGGCACCCGAAGCACUUCGUGGGGGCGGUGGGGGUGCUGAACCGCGGCAUGGCGGGGGUCACGCUCAUGUACAUGGUGCUGGGCUUCCUGGGCUACCUCAAGUACGGCGAUAAGGUGCAGGGCAGCAUCACGCUCAACCUGCCCAGCGACCAGAUACCAGCACAGAUUGUGAAGAUCGCUAUUGGCCUGGGCAUCUUCUUGACCUACGGCCUCCAGUUUUUCGUCUGCCUGGAGAUAGCGUGGAACGGCGUGAAGGAGAAGUUCCAGUCGAAGCCCCGACUGGCGGAGUACGUCGUCAGGACGAUCCUCGUGAUCCUGACCGUACUGCUGGCGGUGGUGGUGCCGACCAUCGGGCCGUUCAUGGGCCUCAUCGGGGCGCUGUGCUUCUCCAUCCUCGGCAUCAUCGUCCCGCCCGUCAUCGAGAUAGUCACCUUCUGGGAGGACGGCUUCGGCUACGCCUACUACCGCAUCUGGAAGAACGCCCUCGUCAUGCUGUUCGGGGUGUUGGCGCUCCUGUCCGGCUCCUACAUGAGCAUCCUGGACAUCAUAUCCGUGUACAGCCCCCCGCCCCAGUGACCCCCCCAACGACCAUCCGAGAGACCAUCUCGCUGCGCAAAUAUCUUGUUACAAGAUUGGUACUAUACAACUUGCAUCAAGUGACUAGUAUAAUUUAUGCAAAAGGAUUUGGGACACUGAUGUGCCUUUAAAAUUAUUGUAAAAAAAAAAAGUUGGUUUGAAAUAAAUUUUUUUUGUUUUGUUUGCUAUUUAA
Molecule: messenger RNA, 1982 nt
Organism: Bacillus rossius redtenbacheri
Lineage: Eukaryota; Metazoa; Arthropoda; Insecta; Phasmatodea; Bacillidae
Gene: path
Product: proton-coupled amino acid transporter-like protein pathetic
Exons: 10
Coding region: 341-1789 (482 amino acids)
Biological process (GO): amino acid transmembrane transport
Molecular function (GO): L-amino acid transmembrane transporter activity
Source: RefSeq, a predicted model, not a curated record